AUGGCGCCAUCCGAUGACCUAAAGUCGCAUGCUGCGUCCUCUCAUGACUUCUAUGGCCUAUUGGGCCUCGGCCCUACCGCGGUUGACAGUGAGAUCAGACGAGCAUACCGAAGGACAGCUCUCAAAUACCAUCCUGAUAAGAUCGCAAAUCCUACGCCGGCAGAUAUCGACAAAUUUCAUCUCCUCCAAAUCGCAUAUGAUGUUUUAUCUGAACCUUCGGUACGUCAGCUAUAUGACAAUGCAAGGGAGGCCCGAGAACGAAAGAAACGGGAGAAUGAGUUACUUGAAGGAGCCCGGAGGAAGAUGAAGGAAGAUCUGGAGGCAAGAGAACGAGGGGUUAAACGGCCCUGGGGAUUUGCUGGGCCCGGUGGAGAACGUGACGAUUUACAGGCAGCAGAGGAUAAACUGGAGCAGGAAAUAAGACGACUUGCAGAAGAUGGGAAGAGAAGGCGACGGGAAAAGGAGGAACUCAUGCGGAGUCAAGUCUUAGAAGAGGAGGAGAGAUUAGAAAGAGAAGCGGAGGAGCUGGAGGCUAAAAAGCAAGGAAAAUCAAAGAACAGUGCACCUCCUGCCAAUAUAGGCGGAACAGCCGUGCCAGAGAUAGAUCGAACUGUAAAAGUUCGAUGGAUAAGGGAGGGAGUUGGCCUUGAUGUGGAUAAGGACCAGCUAGAGUCGUUAUUUUCGACGUUUGGCAAAGUGGAAAGUACCUUCACUUUAAAGGAUAAGCGGCAGCGGGUGGGUGAUCAGCGAGAGAAGAAAACUGUUGCUACUGGCGUUGUAGUUUUUACUUCUGUAGUUGGUGCCCAUGCAGCUGUUGAAGAUCGAUCUAAACACCAAGGUGGUGCAUGGGAUGUUAUCGAGUCCGUCGCUUGGGCGUCGAACAAACAGCCGGAUUGGGAUGCCUACAGGACCUCUUCCCCUGGGCCCGCAGAGUUGCACAGCAAGGCAGAAGAGCCAACUGCUGCAGCUGCUUCUGAACCUGAUAAAUCGCAGCCACAAUCGGCCAACCGGCCAAAGCGAUUCACCAUGGCCGACUUAAACCCACAGAGGGAGAAAUCGGAAGAUAUCAAAAAAGGUGGCAAGGCUCCUUCAUUUGGAUCCUUCUCAUCCGCUGGUUCUGGCGCUAGCCUUGGAGUGAGUGGCCCAAGUUUAGAGGAGAUCACAUUGAUUCGGCUAAAAAAUGCUGAAAGGAAGAGGCUUGAAGAACAAAUCCGGAAAGAGGAUGAAGCUGCCGCCCUCGGAAAUGCUAAUUCUGCGCAGUGA
Messenger RNA from Nannizzia gypsea CBS 118893, 1263 nucleotides. RefSeq names its product pre-mRNA-splicing factor cwc23. The transcript has a single exon. Gene Ontology annotation, molecular function: nucleic acid binding. The coding region runs from base 1 to 1263 and encodes 420 amino acids. Lineage: Eukaryota; Fungi; Ascomycota; Eurotiomycetes; Onygenales; Arthrodermataceae. Gene Ontology annotation, cellular component: spliceosomal complex. The record is from RefSeq and is a predicted model, not a curated record. Gene Ontology annotation, biological process: spliceosomal complex disassembly.